AUGGCUGAAUAAAAAGUUGUUUCUGUCUUUGAUUUUGGAAAAACCAGAAAUAAAUUUUGGUAACCUUGUGAUAAAUCUGUCCUGGAUUCUUAAUCUUUUUUAGUCGAGUAAGAAUUUUUGACAGCUGGGAAGGAUAAAGUAAAACCAAUAUUUAUUGUGCUUGGAUUAGAAUAUCUUUAUAAAGUUACUGUCGAUAAAUUAAAAUGUGCCCCUCUGGCUACUAUGCAUUUAAGUUAUAUCGACCCUGGAGCUGAUCACAUGGUUUAAUUAAAUUCUGAUGAGUAACAAUAUGGAUUCAAAUUGACAUAUCAAACAAAAGCUUUGGAUAUCUUUCUAUCUGACAAAUUGUUAUAUGAUCAAUGGAAGCAGCAUUUCAGGAAGGUUUGCUUGUUAUAGAAUUUCCAUGAUGCUUUUAUGGUUUCAAAAUUAAUUGGUAAAGGAAGUUUUGCCAAAGUCUAUUUGGCAACUAGAAAAGAGAAUAAUUAAUAAUAUGCCAUCAAAGCAUUUAGUAAGUCCUUCAUGUAAUAGCAACAUAAGGGAAUUGAGAGUCUGUUAAAUGAAAUGCAAGUGAUGAGAAAAUUAAAUCAUCCAAACGUAGUUAAGUUACACGAAGUUCAUGAAACGACUAACUCCGUGUACUUUGUAGUUGACAUAGUAAGUGGAGGUGAAUUGCUAUAAAGAGUUAGAGAAACAGGCUUUCUGCCAGCUGAAACUCUUUAGAGAUUGGCUUAUAAUUUAUUAUCAGCAUUGAAUCAUUUACAUCAAUUCAAAAUUGCACAUCGAGACUUGAAACCUGAAAAUUUGCUACUACGGUCAAAUGAGAAUAAUCAUGAUAUUAUUUUGGCAGAUUUUGGUUUGGCUGCCCAAUUGACAGAUGAAAAUAUCUUAUUCAAAAGAUGUGGAACUCCAGGAUUCGUGGCACCUGAAAUUUUAGAUUAUUUGGAAGGCUAAUAAUUCUAUGAUGAAAAAUGUGAUGUCUUUAGUGCUGGCGUAAUUUUGUAUCUCUUGAUAACUGGAGGAUAACCAUUUACUGGGAAGGAUCAGAAAGCUAUUCUAAAAGCCAAUAAAGAUUGCUAAAUAGACUUUGAUGACUCUCUUUUCAAGUCUGCUCCCAUUUAAAUGUAAGAUCUCAUCAGAUCAAUGCUAUAAAAAAAAGCAUCUUAUAGGUUGAGUUCUACUGAAUGUUUAAGACAUCCGUAUUUCAAAGAAUUAGCCAAACAAUAAUAAAUUAAGCUAGAGAAAUAUACAAGCAAUUUGGCAGAAUAUAAUUAAUAAUUCAAAAAUAAUGUUAGAGCAGGUUCGAUAGAUAUGACAUUGGAAUAAAGAUCACCUUUAUUUACAGGAAAUCUAAAUUCUAUAGAAUCAAUGACAUGUGUUUCUAACAAUUCAUUUGCCAAAAUUGAAAUGAAACCACCAUCUGUUGUUGGAGCGUCCAAAUUUAGUUAAUACAGUUCUCGUUUGAAUCGAUUAGGUUCUAGAGAUAUAUCUGAUAUUCCUAAUACAUAAUUACAAAAAACAGAGUCAAAGAAACACAUAGAUUUACAUAGAAUUGCAAUUCAAAAUUCACACAGAAAAUAGAUAAUAGAUUAAUUUGAAGAUUAACCUGUGCAUUAAGAAAAUUCAGAGGUCUCUGAUAUGGUUAGGUUAUAUAAUUCUACCAGGUAAAUUCGAAUUCCAGAUAAUUUAUCUUCAUUGUCCUAAACAAAUAAAUAGGCAUCUACUCCAACCAAUAAAAACAAAAAGAAUUCUUGA
Messenger RNA from Paramecium tetraurelia, 1752 nucleotides. RefSeq lists its product as uncharacterized. The record is from RefSeq and is a predicted model, not a curated record. Gene Ontology annotation, biological process: mitotic DNA damage checkpoint signaling; protein phosphorylation. Lineage: Eukaryota; Ciliophora; Oligohymenophorea; Peniculida; Parameciidae. The transcript is spliced from 6 exons. Gene Ontology annotation, cellular component: cytoplasm; nucleus. Gene Ontology annotation, molecular function: protein serine/threonine kinase activity; ATP binding.